GUCACAAAAAGUUUGCAGUAUCCCACACAAUACCUCAACUCCAAAUGGAAAAAAAAAGGUCCUGCACCCACCACAAUCUGAAAUGGAAGUCAACAUAUGGGAAAUAAAGCCUCCUGAUUUCAGUUACAAACUGUAUACAUCUUUGAGAUUUCCAGAAAAAACAUCAAGGACUAUUAAGGAAAAACAAGGGAGGGGGAAAAAAGGUAAUUUCCCAGAAACAAUGCUUCACCUGCCCAAAAUAAGGAAUCAUCCCAAGAAGGCCAUAUCUCCUGAGUUUAUAACUACAUUCCCACAUCUGGAUUCAAAUGAAGUCAAGUUAAUGUUUGUGAAGAGUGGAAAAUAUCCAAAUGGCGUAUACCUCAAUCCAAAACCAUAUGACUUUCGACAGUAUCAAUGUAAUUUACCAAACUUUGUGACAACUUAUGAAAGGGACCCUUUUGGAUUAAAAUUUAAGUCCAGACACUUAAGUACAGUACAUGAGUGUCAGUCGCUGGAAGAUGAUAAACAGAAGAACAAUACGGAAAGAUUUAUCACCUACAAGCCUCAUGAAUGCACCUGGGACCCAAAGCUAAUUUUACCAAAAGACCCAUGGCCCAUUAAAUCAGCUUCCUACACGAGACAUAGAAGGCAACGAGAUGUAUACAGUGUAUUUAUGGAUCGUGUAGAAGAAAAGUUUAUCCAAACAUGCAAGAACAGGUAG
Molecule: messenger RNA, 700 nt
Organism: Hyaena hyaena (striped hyena)
Lineage: Eukaryota; Metazoa; Chordata; Mammalia; Carnivora; Hyaenidae
Gene: CUNH7orf78
Exons: 4
Coding region: 83-700 (205 amino acids)
Source: RefSeq, a predicted model, not a curated record